Messenger RNA from Tachysurus vachellii, 1720 nucleotides. RefSeq lists its product as uncharacterized. The transcript is spliced from 2 exons. Gene Ontology annotation, molecular function: serine-type peptidase activity. The record is from RefSeq and is a predicted model, not a curated record. Bases 61 to 927 code for a protein of 288 amino acids. Gene Ontology annotation, biological process: proteolysis. Lineage: Eukaryota; Metazoa; Chordata; Actinopteri; Siluriformes; Bagridae.
GACGACUGUUAUAAAACGCAUCGGUUUUGUUUCCUCCACGGCAGUCGCCAAAAAGAGGAAAUGGAAAAGGAAAUGGUUUUCACAUCAUACACCAACCUAAUGUGGAUGUGCAAAGAUUUAUUUAAUAAACAAAACAUGGUGCACAAUGCAGAUGCACAGUCCAAUAAUAGUUCAGAUCCACUUUGGCUUAGGAAUGAGCUGAUAGAGGAAUAUUCUGAAAAAUUAGAAUCUACAAAUGGCCCAGUAGUUUAUAAAAAUGAAGAAAUUUUAGAAUAUAAUGCUGACAUGGAGCUGGUGAUUCCAAAGGAAACACCUUGCAUAAUAAUCAUUCUUACGCAUGAUAAACAAUAUAUUUGUAAUGGACUCGGCUGUUAUUAUGGUUGUGGUUGUGUCUUGACUGCCUUACAUGUAGUUAAGGAUCCACAUUUAGGGAUACUCAUUGCUUUUCCUACUAAAGACGUUAAACUGAUCUACACAGCUGAGUUUACUAAAUUUUGUAACCGUGACAAAGCUCGAGAUCUGGCUUUUGUUAAAUUACUAGGCAAUACUAGUCCCCUUGGAGAUGGUUUACAAAAUCAAAUUGUUAAAAUGGAUAAAAAUGACAGUAUAUACUUUUAUACCCGAGAUCCUAAUUGUAAUUUUCAGAAGCAGGUGGGUAAAAUUCUUCACCAAUUUCCAAGCUCGUUUGAAAUGUCUGUAGCAGGUAACCCUGGAGACAGUGGCUCACCUGUUUUUAACGCUAAACAUGAACUGGUUGGCAUAUAUCAAGGAGUCAAAAAGAAAAACGGCGUUGCUUGUAAAACUUUUCCGCGCUUAACACCCUGGACCCAAACAAAUGAUCGUAGUCUUACAGAGUUACUCAGAGAUAAAUUCAAGUUAGUUCCAAGCUUUUUUGGUAACCUGCUGAGGAACUCCUGUAACAACUGACCUGUGAUUUCUCAAAUGUCUAAAAAAAAUAAUAAAAUAAAAAAAUAAAAAGCAAUCGUUAAAAAUUUGCUCGUGCAUAACAGCAAAGAAAAUCUUUAUUUUCCUUCUUUUCUAUCAUGACGUUUGUCUUUCCCUUUCUAUGUUACUGUAUGUAGCCCAGCCUGAGCAUCUUUUGUGUGUGUGUGUGUGUGUGUUUUGUUUUUACUUGCCGUCAGACUAAAAAAGCAGUCUUUGAAAGCUCGCCUCCAACACGAGUCCCCUGAGUUUCACCUGCUGUCAGCAAACAUUUACUACACUUGUGCCAACAACUGAGAGAUCAACUCACAUGGAAAGUGGAAAUGGACACUCAGCCAAACCCCACACCUGGUGCAGAUCUGACCUGGUCCAGUCUUAACGACGCAAGAGCAGCUUUACAUUUACAUUUAUAUUCACAUAAUUUGGCAGACGCCCUUCUCCAGAGCGACGUACGUAAGUGCUUAAGUCUCUAUCAUUGGAUACAUUAACUCUCGUUCACUAGGUUACAUACUGAAGAUACCAACAUCAGCAUCAGCAUCAGUCUCUUUUACAUCUGCAGCAACAACAGCAGGGAAUCCAUGCUGAAAAGAGCAGUAAACUGCCAAAAAGUAAACGGCAUCUAAAGCUUGCUGGCAUGAGCAGCUCUCUAAAAUCUUAAAAUAUUUGUGUCUGGUUUACAUGUGGCUUGCACUGGCUCACGUGUCAUACGGAGAAAUCUCAGGCUUGGCUCACAAAUUCAGAAAGGGACAGAACACCUUGUUAGAAAAAAGGUCUUUUA